Elephantulus edwardii (Cape elephant shrew) is the source of this 1020-nucleotide messenger RNA. RefSeq names its product centromere protein N (gene CENPN). The record is from RefSeq and is a predicted model, not a curated record. The transcript is spliced from 10 exons. NCBI's taxonomy places the organism in Eukaryota, Metazoa, Chordata, Mammalia, Macroscelidea, Macroscelididae. Gene Ontology annotation, biological process: CENP-A containing chromatin assembly; chromosome segregation. Bases 1 to 1020 code for a protein of 339 amino acids.
AUGGAUGAGCUGCUUGCCGAGUUUAUCAAGAGGCUCCUCUUGAAAAUCCCAAUUUCAGAAAUUAUGACAAUCCUCAGGACAUGGGGCUUUUUGUCUGAAAGUCAACUGCAGACCAUCACCUUACGGCAAAGAAAGGAACUUCUUGCUCAGGACGUGGUCCAGCUCUGUGAGGAGAGUGGUGUAAGUCUCGAUGACGUGGCCCUUUUAGACAUCAUUUAUAAUCAAGUUCAUCGGCACCAGAAACUGUGGGAUGUUUUUAAGAUGAGUAAAGGAGCAGGUGAAGACGUUGACCUUUUUGACAUAGAACAGUUCAAAAGUUCAUUUACAAAAAUUCUUCGGAAAGCUUUAAAAAAUGUGAUGGUCAGCUUCAGAGAAGCCGAGGAGAAAGCACUGUGGAUUCGGAUUGCCUGGGGAACGCAGCGCACGAUGCCGAACCAGUAUAAGGCCACGUACGUGGUGUAUUAUCCGCAGACUCCGUACGUCUUUGUGUCUUCCUCCAGGAUGAAGAGCAGUAUACCCCUUCUGGGUCAGGCACUGGUGAUUGCAACCAAGCACCAUCAGAUUAUAAAAAAGGACUUCAGGAGCCGCUACCUGGACUCCCUUGUAUCUAUUGUUUUUAAACAGUAUAAUCAGGCCUUUGAAACUCACAAUUCUCCUGCCCCUGUCCAGGAAAUAAGCCCGUGGCAAGAUACAGAUGAGGAUGUCAGAAUCGUUCAUGAACACACUGUGGAAAAAGAGAGGAUCCAGAGGGUCACGCAGCAGGUCUUUGGAGACUACCCACAGCCAAGGCUGGAGUUCGCACAGUACCAGCUGGAGACAAGGUUCCAGAGUAACUUAAACCGGAGCAUCCUGGCCGAGCGGAAAGAGCCCCUUCGGUGCCUGAUCAAGUUCUCCAGCCCACAUCUGCUGGAAGCUCUCAAGUCCUUAGCACCAGCCGGUAUUGCAGAUGCACCGCUGUCUCCAUUGCUCUCUUGCAUCCCCAAGAAGGGAAUGAAUUAUUUUAAGAUUAGAGAUAAAUGA